Molecule: messenger RNA, 481 nt
Organism: Aspergillus aculeatus ATCC 16872
Lineage: Eukaryota; Fungi; Ascomycota; Eurotiomycetes; Eurotiales; Aspergillaceae
Product: ubiquinol--cytochrome-c reductase subunit 8
Exons: 4
Coding region: 61-351 (96 amino acids)
Biological process (GO): mitochondrial electron transport, ubiquinol to cytochrome c
Source: RefSeq, a predicted model, not a curated record
CCCUAUCUUCUUUCCACUCCGCGUUUCCUAUUACCUUGAAACUCGUCGCAUACUUUCACAAUGGGUGGUCAUCUCGAUCCUAAGAAUGGAGUUUUCCUCGGCACGUGGGGUGACCUCGGCUGCCCUACUCCCCAGCGUAUCACCUCUUACUCUAUGUCUCCCAACCGUCAGCGCCCUCUCGCCGGUGCCGGUCACGCCGCUAUCUUCAACACCUUCCGCAGAUUCAGACACCAGGUCCUCUACGUCGCUCCUCCCUUCAUUGCCGCCUACGCCCUCAUGAACUGGGCUAUUGAGCGCAACGAGUACCUCAACUCCAAGCCUGGCCGCCUUCUCGAGGGUGGUGAGGAGUAAAUGUAACGUGCGAUACCAAGGAGAUCACUACGGGGAAGAAAUGUAGCCCAGGAAGAAUGCAGGAAUUUGUUUGGUGAUUGCGAUGUACAGUAACUAGAAGCAAUCGAUUGUGUUGCGUGUGUUGCUUUGC